Messenger RNA from Daucus carota subsp. sativus, 1262 nucleotides. Its product is annotated as peroxidase N. Gene Ontology annotation, molecular function: heme binding; peroxidase activity. Bases 87 to 1079 code for a protein of 330 amino acids. The transcript has 4 exons. Gene Ontology annotation, biological process: hydrogen peroxide catabolic process; response to oxidative stress. NCBI's taxonomy places the organism in Eukaryota, Viridiplantae, Streptophyta, Magnoliopsida, Apiales, Apiaceae. The record is from RefSeq and is a predicted model, not a curated record.
AUCCAGGUUACUUAUUCUGCACAACUCAAAAACUCUUUAUAAGAACAAGAAGGCCAACAUUUCCUUCAAUAUUUCGUAAAAUAACCAUGAAGAGGUUAUGCAGUUUAAAAGUGUACUCAUUGCUUUUAACGUUGUUGAUUUUGUGUUCUGUUGCAAGGUCGCAGCUAAGAACAGAUUUCUAUGCCUCGUCGUGUCCGAAAGUUUUCAGGAUCGUACGAAAGGAGGUCCAAAACGCCAUUACGAAUGAGAUGAGGAUAGCUGCUUCUUUGCUUCGGCUUCAGUUUCAUGAUUGCUUCGUCAAUGGUUGUGAUGGAUCAAUUUUUCUGGACGGAGAUGAUAGUGAGAAACUUGCAUUCCCAAACCGUAAUUCUGCCAGAGGAUUCGAAGUUGUGGACACCAUUAAAACCGCGGUGGAGAGUGCAUGUAGCGGAAUUGUAUCAUGUGCUGAUAUACUGACAAUAGCUACUCGGGAUUCAGUUCUCUUAAGCGGCGGACCAAAUUGGAAAGUGUUCUUGGGAAGGAGAGAUGGAUUGGUGGCCAACCAAACAGGGGCUAACUCAAAUUUGGCAGGACCAACUGAGACUAUUCAGUCCAUCCUCACCAAGUUCACAAAUGUUGGCCUCAACCUCACCGACGUAGUUGCCUUAUCAGGUGGUCACACAAUAGGAUCAUCAAGAUGUGGCGUAUUCAACACAAGAUUCUUCAACUUCUCUGGCACUGGUGCUCCAGACAGCAGAAUCGAAACCUCCAUGCUAUCCGAUAUUCAAAAUACAUGUCCUGCAGAGAAUGGCGACGGAAACAAAACUGUACCACUUGACAGAAACUCUGUCGAUUUAUUUGAUAACCAGUACUACAAAAACUUGCUUGAUGGCCAGGGUCUUUUCGCUUCUGAUCAGUCCUUGGCUACUGGCAAUGAAACUCUUACUGAAACAACUAGGCCAAUUGUUGAACUUUACAGCCAACAGAAUCAACGUUUCUUAGAUGACUUUGUCACAUCCAUGAUCAAGAUGGCUAAUAUAAGUCCCUUAACUGGUACUGACGGAGAGAUUCGUAAGAAUUGCAGGAAAGUUAAUUCAUAGAGAUAUAUUCAGUCAUAAGUUUUAAGUACUAUGUGUAUGAUAUGUUGAUGUUAUUAUGUUGUACUCCCCUUGUGUAUGUGCAAUGUGAGGUGCAGUUUGUAUUAUUGUGUACCAAGAACUACUGUUUUACCGGUGUUAUUAAAAAUGCGAAUCAGACUUGAUCUAUAAAAAUACGAAACAAAA